Messenger RNA from Chironomus riparius, 1811 nucleotides. Lineage: Eukaryota; Metazoa; Arthropoda; Insecta; Diptera; Chironomidae. The record is from the annotation of a GenBank genome assembly.
CUAAAAUUCAAACAAUAAUGUUGACUAUUUUACUUCUGUUAUUUAUUGUAGCGAUAACUUAUUAUUAUCUUAAGUGGAACUAUGAUUUUUGGCAAGUUCGUGGCGUUCCAUUUGAGAAACCUGUGUUGUUUUUUGGUAAUUUUAAAAAAUCAAUAACAAGACUGAGGCAUGUGUCUGAAGAUUUUACUGAACUUUAUAACAAAUACAAAGGAACAGCAAACUUCAUCGGAAUCUUCCAAAUGCGUGAGCCCCGAAUAAUGGUCAUCGAGCCAAAGCUAGUCAAUGAAGUUUUAAUCAGAAAAUUCAAUCACUUUAGUGCCAAUGAAUUUAGCAAGAUUUUUAAUCCGAAAAUUGAUCCGCUGUUCACGAGAAAUCCAUUUUUGGCAAGCGGCGACUCAUGGAAAGAAUAUCGUAGUGAAAUUGCCACAGCAUUCUCAUCAGUCCGUUUAAGGACAAUGUAUCCAAUUAUGGAAUCGGUUGUCGACAAUUUACACAGUCAAGUCAUUUAUCACAUAAAUCAGCCAUUUGAAGCACGAGAAUUGUCACUCAGAUUCACAGCUGACAUCGUCUCAAAUUGUAUAUUCAAUCUCAACUCAGAUUGUUUGUCAGGCUGCUGUAAAGUCAGAACAAUGUCGAAAAAGUUGUCAUCACCGCCAAAAAAGACAGUCUUGUUCAUGAUUAUUGCUGAAAUUUUCCCAAUUUGUCGUAAAUUUCUUCCAAUGAAGUUCAUAACCGAUGACGUUGAGGAAUUUUUCCUCGACUUUUUUGAGCGCUCAAUGCGAUUAAGAAAGCGCACUGGAAUUAAAGUUGAUGAUUUUCUGGAUUAUGUGAUUUCCCUGCGGGAAAAAAAGAAAUUGUCGCAUAAAGACGUUGCGGGUCAUUUGACAACUUUUUUCUCGGAUGGACUAGAAACAACAAGCCUUCUUAUUGCACAUACGUUAUAUGAGCUUGCAAAUAAUGAAGGGGUUCAGUGCAAACUGCGCGAUGAAAUUAAUAGAUAUAUUGACACUUACGACGAAAUAUCAUAUGAUGUGCUUAAUGAAAUGGCUUAUCUUGAACUUGUCAUAGCUGAAACAUUGCGGCUACACCCACCAUUCACAAUAAUAUCAAAAGAAUGUACGUCAGAUGUUCGACUAGAAGUGACAAAAGGAAGAACAGUCUUAAUAGAAAAAGGAACAAAUGUUUACAUUCCAUUAUAUCAGAUCCAAAAUGACCCAGAAUAUUUUCCAAAGCCAAAGGAAUUCAUACCAGAAAGAUGUUCACAUCACUACAGCUAUGAUGGCUUAUACUUGCCAUUUGGAAAUGGCACAAGACAAUGCUUGGGGAUGAAAUUUGCAUCGAUGGCAUGUAAAGCAGCUGUUGUACAACUUGUGAAGAAUUUCAAAAUUACUGUGAAUAGCAGGACGAGUGAGGAGUUGAGGAUUGAUCCAAAUGAGUUUUUGAAUAUUAAGAAAGGUGGAUUGUGGCUUAAUUUCAAGCCUGUACACAUGUUUCAGAUUUGAAUUUAAUUGAUAUUUAAAAAUUUGAUGAAAGACUGCACGCCUCAAUGCAAGAAUAGGAAUUUAAUAUUUAUUGGUUAUUUUAAGAAUUUUUGAGCAUUAAAUAAGUUUAAAGCUAUUGAUGACUAGCUAUUAAUGCUAUUAAAGGUAUUCUAAGGAACUGAUUAAGAUUAAGGAUCCAACAGUCCAAUAACUGACCUCCUACCUUCCCCAAAACAGAGAUUAGAUUAUCAAGUAAUUAGAGCAGUAGUGUAAGUUACAUAAUUUUUUGUGAUAAUAAAAAUUAAAUUACAUUAUUAAGUGAUAAGUAGA